Messenger RNA from Amoebophrya sp. A120, 3702 nucleotides. The record is from the annotation of a GenBank genome assembly. Lineage: Eukaryota; Dinophyceae; Syndiniales; Amoebophryaceae.
UGAAGGACGUCAAAGUAGUCAGUUAGUAGGUUUUAUCAGACUCGUUUCAUCGUGAUUAAAUAAAACGGAUGCAGUCCUUGACGCCGCCUUUUUCAUUUUGGUCCCUUAUGUCUCCUACCCACGACAAUUUUUGCUUUUCCGCAGGCAUCAAACGUGUUUUUUUUUGAACAUAAUUUGGAUUCGCACAGAAAACGGUAAAAAUAUCAUGUUGCAAGCAGCUCGGGCGUUCGGGACAACUGGCGGCCGGGGUCGUGGCGGCCAUGGCUAUCUUUCACAAAAGUGGACGGGUCGUCUUCCUAUUUCGCCCGUGGCCGCUCUGUACAACCAGCACAACUACAGGCCUUUUUCAUCUUCUGAGCAAUCGGGAGGAGGCUCUAGUAGUAGUUCAGCAUCUACUUCGUCAGGUUCGAGCACCACGACACGUCGUCCGCCGAAGAUGCAGACCAAGCGGUCGAGUCAGGACCUGAUUCGCGCCGUGUCCGAAUCGCGCGAAAGCAUCCAGCAGUACAUUGCGGAGCAGAACGCCCUCCGCGCGGAGACGGACGAGAAGGCCAAGGCCCGGCUGUCCGCCAAGUUCCAGCGCGACUGGACGGAAAAGUGGGGCCGCCGUCCCUUUCAAGUCGUCGCACUGACCUGGACUUCCGGCGCGGCCGCACUCGUGUCCCUGGCCGGCUGGACGCCACUGCACUUGGUGCCGCCGUUUGUGUUCGCGUAUAUCGGGGUCCGAGACAUGUACUCGCACCGAACCAUGCAAAGGAACUUCCCCGGGCUCGUGUGGAUCCGGUAUUGAGUUGUGGACUAGCUGCUGGAUAAGUUUUAGCAAUAGCAAUCUGUAGUUGUGAUUUUUCUUUCCCAAUCCCACUCUCGAAACUCCUUGGCAUCUUCUUCACGUACUACUGCCUGGGCUGCAGUAGACAGAUGCUCAUCACAAAGGAAAACAAUUCAUCCACAAACUUCCAGGUAUUUCUUCGAAUCCAUCCGACCGGAAAUCCGCCAGUACUUUGUGGAAUCCGACCACGAGAUGACGCCCUUCGCCCGGAAACACCGCAGCCUGGUGUACCAGCGGGCGAAGACCCGUGGGGAGUCGAACCCCUUCGGGACGCUAAACGACAUCUACGCGAGCGGGUACGAGUGGGUGAACCACAGUAAUCUCGGUGCGCAGCAUUUGGACACGAGAGUCGUCGGUCGGACGGUGAUCGGGGAAAACGCGAGAGAUGUGGAGCCCUACUCCGUGUCCCGGCUAAACAUCAGCGGCAUGAGCUACGGCGCGCUCUCCUCCGCCGCGGUGCAGGCGUUGAACAAGGGCGCGAAGAUGGGCAACUUCUACCACAACACUGGGGAGGGCAGUAUCAGUGACCAUCACCGGUUGUAUGGCGCGGACGUCGUGUGGAACGUGGGGACUGGGUAUUUUGGCUGCCGCGAUCUGGCCACCGGCAGGUUCAGCGAGGAAAAGUUUCUGGACUCGUUGGCGAAAACCCCGGGCGUGCGGAUGAUCGAGCUGAAAUUGUCCCAGGGGGCCAAGCCCGGGCACGGCGGGAUCAUGCCGGCCGCGAAGCUGACGGCCGAGAUCGCCGCGAUCCGCGGCGUGAAGAUGGGCGAGGACUGCGUGUCGCCCCCGUGGCACGCGGAGUUCGUCGGACCGACGGGAUUGGUGCAGUUCCUGAUGAAGCUGAGAAAAUUGUCGAAAAAACCGACCGGUUUCAAACUCUGCGUCGGCAACCGGGUGGAGGCCGCCGCCAUCGUGAAGGCGCUGCAGCUAUGCCUUGCAAAUAUGUCUGGGUCUGGAAGGAUACAACUUGUGAUGUUACGUCUGGACUCUGCAUAAAAUCUGUAUUGCGUGAAGAGCAAAAUAGGCCCAAUUUUUGCUACGCAGAGAGGGCAUUUCUCAUGCUGUAUGAUCAUCAGAAAGCCCCCCUCGCAGAAUCUGUGAUGCUAAGGCAUGCAUCACAGACAUCAUGGGUCAUGGAAAAUAUGCAUGACAGGCCUGGCAAUCUUCCAGACCCAGACAUUUUUGCAGCUCAUAACAGCUGGAGUUCGCGAAGGGCAACCAGCCGAUCGACUUUGUCACCAUUGACGGCGGCGAGGGGGGCACCGGUGCGGCGCCGGUGGAAUUCUCCGACCGGGUCGGGGCGCCUUUGCGGGACGGCCUGAUUUUCAUGGACGACUUGCUCACUGGCGCGGGGAUCCGGGAUGACGUGAAGAUCAUCGCCAGCGGGAAAAUCAUGGACGGCUUUUCCAUGAUUCGGGCACUGUCCCUGGGUGCGGACUAUGAACUGCAAAAGUAUCGUACUCGUAUAAAUGCAUGACAAAUUUCCUCAGCAUGAGAGAUAAAAUUUGUAAUGCGGAUUUACCUAAAAAAAAGAAUUUGUAAUGCAUGAUUGCAAUUAUACGAGUACGAUACUUUUGCACAGGAUACGGACGUGUGUAACUCCGCGCGGGGGUUCAUGAUGUCGCUCGGCUGCAUUCAGGCCUUGAAGUGCAACACCAACCACUGUAUCAGCUGCAAAUAUGUCUGGGUCUGAAAGGGUGCAACUUGUCAUGUUUAGUCUGUAUCAUGCAAAAAUCUGUGUUGCAUGAUUACCAAAAAGUGUCCAUUUCUGACCAAUCUGAGAGUGAGUUUCUCAUGCAGGAUAGGCAUGAUACAGAUCUCACAGAAUCUGUCAUGCUAGAUCCUGCAUUCCAGACCUCAUGUGUCGUUUUGAACCUGCAUGAGAAGCCUUGUACUCUUCCAGACCCAGACAUAUUUGCAUCUGAUACACUGCCCCACUGGCAUCACGACGAGCGACCCAACGCUGAUCGCCGGAUUGGACAUUCCGACGAAGGUAUCCCACGAAAAUAAAACUGUUUCACUGUGGUGAUUUUAUCGCUUUGGUUUUCUAUGAUGUGCAAGAUCUGCAUCACAAGUUUCUUACGCAUGACACGGAAGAUUUGCCAUGCGUGCAUUUCCCAUAUGGAAAAACACGGUUAAAACUCCAAUGUUCUCCUAUGCAGGUGUAGCAAGACAAACACUUUGGUGCUUCGUUCUCUGCGUCAUAAGUUCACAGCGAAACAGUUUUUCCUUGCGAUAGAAGGCGGAACGGGUCCGCGCCUACCACGAGAACACGCUGCUCUCCUUCACGGAGUUGCUCGGGGCGACGGGCUGUAGUGAUCCCGACCAGCUGCGACGGGUGCACAUCAUGCGGCGCGGGGUAAGCAUGAAGGUGGAAACUUAUGCGGAGAUCUACCCGGAGUUGGAGAGUGGUUGUUUGCUUGAGGGUGCUGGACCAAAGCAGUUGCAGUACUUCUGGGACUCGGCGGAACUGUUCGGGGGUUUGUCACCGCCGAUCGAUUCUGAGAACGGGGAGGAGGUCCUGGAGGACGCAGCGAGCCUGCGGAGUUACGCCGAACGGGCUUACAGUCACAUGCCGUGACGAGCAGGUGUAGUAUUGGAGGUUGCGAGGGUCGUGGGGUGGUUUUUUCAGGGUAUGGGUUUGUAGAAUUUUUUGAUUGCAGUGGUCUAGUUCUCGUCUUUACAGUUUGAAUAGUUUCAUGAUUUGUGUAGUUCAGGAUCGCACUUGAUGAUGUUCCUGAGCGAAGUGUAGAAUACGAGCUGGAAAAUGAAAAGAAUUCUUUCGCGUAGAAAAAUGUGUACCUAAAUCAGAUGCUUUGGCGUUUAUAGUUUUUUUUGUGGUAGGAUGCCUGCAAUGUUAGACAGCAUCGGAG